AUGGAACGCAAACACAAACCCUCCUCCAUCCCAGUCUCUCCCCUGAUGGCCCAACCCGUCGUUGACCUCUCAGACAAUGUGCUCACGGCACGGCUCCCCAGCGGAGACUCGGUGACAGUCUACCUGUAUGGAGCCACCGUCACAUCCUGGAAGACGUCCAAUGGCACGGAACAACUCUUCCUUUCCUCUGCCGCAGCCCUGGACGGCUCCAAACCCAUCCGCGGCGGCAUCCCACUCGUCUUUCCUGUAUUCGGGCCUCCUCCGAAAUCCCACGCAACUGGUCAGCUGCCUCAACAUGGGUUUGCGAGGAACAACUACUGGGAGUUUCUGGGCAAGAGCAGCAGUGAAUCUCUGGGACGCAAGGCGGACGACAGUGUCAAAUUGGAUUUUGGAUUGAGUUCCUCGAUGCUUGACGAGAGUGUACGGAAGAAGUGGCCUUACGAGUUUGGAUUGGUGUACAGCGUGACUCUGGGCAAGGGGAAAUUGGAGUGCCAAAUGCAUGUGCAGAACAAGGGAGAGCAGUCGUUUGAGUUUCAGUGUUUGUUCCACACAUAUCUGGCUGUCAAGGACAUCCACAAGACCGCCGUCCGAGGUCUACAAUCCUCACCAUACGUGGACAAAGUCCGCUCCGCCCAGACCUUUACUGAAGACUCUUCGUCGCUCUCGUUCACGGGCGAGACAGACCGCGUCUACACUCCUCCCACAGACCCCAAAGACAACACCCUCGUGCCUUUGACCGUGACCGAAGAUGGAAAGGACACCUUCGUGGUCACCCGGGACGCAUUGCCCGACGUAACGGUGUGGAACGGGUGGGAGGACAAGAUCAAGGGCAUGGGCGACUUUGAACCCAAGGACGGGUGGAAGAGAUAUCUCUGCAUUGAGCCAGGGUGCGUUAGUUCGUGGACGAAGCUCGAGGCCGGCGACGCAUGGGAGGGCGCAUGUUCGUUCGAGAGCAAGCUGUAA
This is a messenger RNA of Cladophialophora psammophila CBS 110553, 963 nucleotides long. RefSeq lists its product as uncharacterized. Gene Ontology annotation, molecular function: isomerase activity; carbohydrate binding. Gene Ontology annotation, biological process: carbohydrate metabolic process. NCBI's taxonomy places the organism in Eukaryota, Fungi, Ascomycota, Eurotiomycetes, Chaetothyriales, Herpotrichiellaceae. Bases 1 to 963 code for a protein of 320 amino acids. The record is from RefSeq and is a predicted model, not a curated record. The transcript has 2 exons.